UUAGGAAACGGUACAACGAACGCAGAACAGAAAGAUUUGUACUUCUCCAUUGUUUGCAGCGCGCAACCCAUCUUUGUAAAAUAUAAGCUGGUCUUCUGGUACCGGCACGAAAUCUCGGAAAAGAUCUUCGUCAAGCGUUACCGAAAAUUCCUCAUAAGCCGACAUAAAGGAAUCGUCUGAUAGAACUGACAAGGUUCCGGCACGCGGAGAACUGUAAACUGUUGCCCAACCAGCUGACUGAGGAAUGACAUUGCCAAAGUCGUCCUUGAAUUCUUCCAAAACCCCAUCAGCAAGCAGUCGUGCGACGUCGCUUCCAAGUAACCGUAAACGAUCAGCUAUCGAACUAAGUUCUUCAAAUCUAUCAGAAUGUUUCUCGCUUUUGGUGCGGUACGCCUCGAUAAUGGCAAACGCUCGCUCUAUUGAACGUAGCACAUCUUGGCCAGAGUCGACAGCUGAGACAGGAAAGGCGUCCAUACUAGCACUAAAAUGAUUUCGUUGCCGGCAACCCUCUGGUCGUCCAUUUGCGCGUUCGCUUAGUGAAGGAGUACAAUAUAAGCGAGAAGAUGUACGAGCUUCAAGUUUUUCAUGACGAUGAAUGGUGUCAUAAGGUAUUUCCUGGAGACCCGCGUCACUCAGUCCCUUUGCGAUUUUGGCAUUUGAAUGCCUUUCACGGAGAAACCACCUACGUAUCAUAACUGCGAAAAGAACCACGCCAACACCUAUACCGGCAACAACAACAGUCUUUGCUUGGCCUGCAAGUCUUACACCUGCUGA
Messenger RNA from Haemonchus placei, 774 nucleotides. Lineage: Eukaryota; Metazoa; Nematoda; Chromadorea; Rhabditida; Trichostrongylidae. The record is from the annotation of a GenBank genome assembly.